AACUGUCUUGCUCAGUGUGACCAACAAAUCCAAAGGCAAACUUCUAUCUCCACUCACACACUCAUAAAAAAUGCCUGCAGACUACAAUGGACGCUGGGAGAUGGUGAAAAAUGAAAACUUUGAGGAAGUGAUGAAGGCCCUCGACAUUGACUUUGCCACUAGAAAGAUAGCGACGCACCUGCAUCAGACAAAGGUGAUUGUCCAGAAUGGAGAUAAGUUCGAAACGAAGACCCUGAGCACCUUCAGGAACUACGAGGUCAACUUCACCGUGGGGGAGGAGUUUGAGGAGCACACGAAGGGCCUGGACAACCGAAAGGUCAAGACGCUGGUCACCUGGGACGGGGACAAGCUGCUGUGCGUCCAGAAAGGGGAGAAAGAAAACCGCGGCUGGACGCACUGGAUCGAGGGAGACCUGCUGUACCUGGAAAUCAGGGUCAUGGAUAAAGUCUGCCUCCAAGUAUUUAAGAAGGCCCAGUAACAUUUUACCUGCACUGAAGUGUCAGCUGUUGCAUGUUGCUGUCUAUUUAUACUAUAAUUGUGAAUAAUGCAGCUGUUAAGACUUGUAAUAAAUUCAUUUAAUACAACUGUG
Molecule: messenger RNA, 589 nt
Organism: Betta splendens (Siamese fighting fish)
Lineage: Eukaryota; Metazoa; Chordata; Actinopteri; Anabantiformes; Osphronemidae
Product: retinol-binding protein 2-like
Exons: 4
Coding region: 71-478 (135 amino acids)
Biological process (GO): fatty acid transport
Cellular component (GO): cytosol; nucleus
Molecular function (GO): fatty acid binding
Source: RefSeq, a predicted model, not a curated record